GUCCAAGCUCGGCGCAAGAAGCUCGUUCUUUUGCAUGCCCCGCAUCCCAAUGUGCAAGAAGAGAAAUUCGAAUGCGCGAGCAGCAAGUUCGUAAAUGUACUAGAUAGUUUCCCCCGACGCAAUUAUAAGCGCACGGCCUGUUCCCGCAUCGCCUCUGUUCCUCAAGGCGCUCUCACAUACAUUCAUCUAGAGCGAGAUUCGUGCAACUGACAAACACCAUGCCAGCUGAUACCGUCGGAAAGACCAUCACCUGCAAGGCGGCCGUCGCGUGGGAAGCCGGCAAAGAUCUAUCGAUCGAAGAAAUCGAAGUUGCCCCACCAAAGGCACACGAGGUCCGCAUUGAGAUUUACUACACUGGUGUCUGCCACACGGAUGCGUACACACUAAGCGGCAAAGAUCCCGAGGGCGCAUUCCCAAUCGUCCUGGGCCACGAAGGCGCCGGAAUCGUAGAGUCCGUUGGCGAAGGCGUCACCUCUGUCAAACCGGGCGAUCAUGUUGUAGCUCUAUACACUCCAGAAUGUCGAGAGUGCAAGUUUUGCAAGAGCGGGAAAACGAAUCUUUGUGGCAAGAUUAGAGCUACCCAGGGCAAGGGCCAAAUGCCUGAUGGCACUACGAGGUUUAAGUGCAAGGGAAAGGACUUGCUGCACUUCAUGGGUACCUCAACCUUCUCGCAAUACACCGUUGUUGCAGACAUUUCGGUAGUCGCUAUCACCGACAAGGCGCCAAUGGACAGGACAUGCCUUCUCGGCUGUGGCAUCACCACCGGCUACGGAGCAGCGGUCAUCACCGCCGGCAACGGCAAGGGUGUUGAAAAGGGUUCUAAUGUCGCUGUCUUCGGUGUCGGCUGCGUUGGUCUGUCCGUCAUACAGGGCGCUGUUAAGAACGGGGCUGGAAAGAUCAUCGCCAUUGAUGUAAACCCCUCGAAAGAGGAAUGGGCCAAGAAAUUUGGCGCCACUGACUUUGUGAACCCAAUGAAGCUCCCUCAGGGCCAAAGCAUCCAAGAAAAGUUGAUCGAGAUGACCGAUGGUGGCUGUGAUCAUACGUUCGACUGCACUGGCAAUGUCCACGUCAUGCGAAGUGCCCUGGAGGCGUGCCAUAAGGGCUGGGGUGAAAGCAUCAUUAUUGGCGUUGCUGCCGCAGGCCAAGAGAUCUCUACUAGGCCAUUCCAGCUUGUUACAGGUCGCGUAUGGAAGGGCUGUGCAUUCGGUGGCGUCAAAGGCAGGACACAGCUUCCAGACCUUGUCGCUGACUACAUGAAUGGCAACCUGAAGGUGGACGAGUUCAUCACACAUCGCCAGAACCUAGCCGGCAUCAAUCAGGCAUUCGCAGACAUGAAGGCCGGUGACUGCAUUCGCUGCGUGGUGGAUAUGAGAGCACAAUGACUCCGUACGGAUAAAGGACUGAUCAAUCAUGAUAACUCAUUGUACAAAAGCAAUUUGUAGAAGGGUGGAACUCUUUGAGGUUCUCGCCUUAGCCGUGAUCAGACGCGUCUCAUCACGUGAUAUAAUCAGUUCUACACCAACUUGUACGCCUCAAAAAAUCAAAAACAUUUGAAUGAUCCAUUUGUUGUCAAAUACAAAUCUUCUUUUCUUCUCCAAGGGAUAUUAGUCAACUCUAUUGGAAAUGUUCAAAGUCUCAGCCUUAUGUUACUUCUGAUCUAGAGAGAAAUUAUCUCACA
Messenger RNA from Verruconis gallopava, 1678 nucleotides. Its product is annotated as S-(hydroxymethyl)glutathione dehydrogenase. Gene Ontology annotation, cellular component: cytosol. Gene Ontology annotation, biological process: formaldehyde catabolic process. Gene Ontology annotation, molecular function: zinc ion binding; S-(hydroxymethyl)glutathione dehydrogenase [NAD(P)+] activity. The coding region runs from base 219 to 1382 and encodes 387 amino acids. The record is from RefSeq and is a predicted model, not a curated record. NCBI's taxonomy places the organism in Eukaryota, Fungi, Ascomycota, Dothideomycetes, Venturiales, Sympoventuriaceae. The transcript has 5 exons.